This is a messenger RNA of Racocetra fulgida, 768 nucleotides long. The record is from the annotation of a GenBank genome assembly. NCBI's taxonomy places the organism in Eukaryota, Fungi, Glomeromycota, Glomeromycetes, Diversisporales, Gigasporaceae.
GAAUAAAACAAACAUCGAAUCCUUAUCCUUCUGUUCCUUCGUUUAUGGAACCUUCACGUCAUCAUUUUCAAUCUAUGAUGUGUUGUAACGAUCCUUGCUGCAAGGAGGCAUGCGAAUAUACAAAUUCAUCAUCUAUCGGAACCGAAGUCAUGCAGUUUUCUUGGAAUGUGGCAAACGAUCCUCAGCUCUCUAAUUCUCUUAUGCCAUUUCCAUCAUCCUCGGAUGAAAGUGCAACAGUUCCGGUUUAUCGGUGGAAUAGCCAUAUUGCCAGUUCGCCCAAUCAUUCCUUGCAGUUACCAACAUCUUUGCAUCAAAUAUCCUCACAAAGUUUGUUUACUCAAACACAAUCUCAUAAGAGGACUGUGCAAGAAGAAUUGUUCACCGAUCUCUCGUUAAAUGAGCUUAACAAGCCGUAUGCUCUACCUACAAUUUCCAAUGUUCAACAACCAGCUAGCUUAUUUCGCAAACGUGCUAAGGCAAAUAUUACACCCAAUAACUCUCCGGUCAUGCUGUUGUCUUUGGAGUCUACAGUUGAAUAUGAACAAGACACUUUCAAACAAUUUCAAGCAAAAUAUGAAACUUAUAAAUUUCAACCAAGAAUUGACUUGAAUGAUAUUGUCCCUGAGACACCUGAACCACCUGUAGACCUUAAUGAUCCAAGACCUGAUGCACAACCCCGCAGGCAAAAAUUGAAAUAUCCAGGUGAUAUGUACACACCACAAUGGGUAAGGUAUUCUGGUCAUUCUAAGGAAGGAUUUUGUGAUGAUU